CUCCUCCCGGGGCCCAGCCUGGCCCCGGAGCCGAGGGGCCUUGUGGGAGUUGUAGGAGGGACAGAGGAAAAGCUGCGAGAGGCGGUGGACGGCAUUCUCGGUGCCGCGCGGCACAUUUUGGGAGAUGUAGUUCAGCUCCCUAGGUGCGCAAAAGGUAAGAGAAUUUACCAGAUUUGGCACCUGCUGGACCCAGUGAUGGACCCAGAAACAACCACGGUUUAUUUGGAAUAUUUCUAUGUUACAAGCCAAAAUCCUGAUAUUGAAGAGACCCACUCUCACGUUCCUUAUACAUCUGUCUUCCUUCCGGUCUUUUACACAGUGGUGUUCCUGACUGGAGCGUUGGGGAACGUCAUCCUCAUGAGUGCAUUGCAUUUCAAAAGGGGCAGCCGAAGACUGAUUGACAUUUUUAUCAUCAACCUGGCUGCCUCUGACUUCAUCUUCAUCAUCACGUUGCCUCUCUGGGUGGAUAAAGAAGCAUCUUUAGGACUGUGGAGGACAGGCUCUUUCCUGUGCAAAGGCAGCUCCUACAUGAUCUCAGUCAACAUGCACUGCAAUGUCUUCUUGCUCACCUGCAUGAGUGUUGACCGCUACCUGGCCAUCAUGUGUCCAGCCGUAUCCAGGAAAUUCAGAAAUAGAGACUGUGCGUAUGGAGUCUGUGCCAGUGUCUGGUUUAUCUCCUGCCUCCUGGGGUUGCCUACUCUUCUGUCCCGGGAGCUCACCCUGAUUGAUGGUAAGCCAUACUGUGCGGAGAAGAGGGCCACUCCAGUUAAACUGGCUUGGGGCCUGGUGGCCUUAAUUUUUACGUUUUUUGCCCCUUUGGUGAGCAUUGUGACCUGCUACUGUUGUAUCACAAGGAAGCUGUGUGUCCGCUACCAGCAGUCGGGAAAGCACAACAAAAAGCUGAGGAAAUCCAUAAAGGUCAUCUUUAUCGUCGUGGCAGCCUUUGUCUUCUCCUGGCUGCCCUUUAAUACUUUCAAGCUCCUGGCUAUUGUUUCUGGGCUGCAGCAAGAACUCUACUUUCCUUCAGCUUUUCUCCAGUGGGGCAUGGAGGUGAGUGGGCCCUUGGCCUUUGCCAACGGUUGCAUCAGCCCUUUCAUUUACUAUGUCUUUGACAGCUACAUCCGCCGGGCCAUCCUGCACUGCUUGUGCCCUUGUCUGAAGAAGUAUGACUUUGGGAGCAGCACCGAGACCUCAGACCUCACUAAGGCUCUCUCCAACUUCAUUCAGGCAGAGGAUUUUGCCAGAAGGAGGAAGAGGUCUGUGUCACUCUGAAAGGGACAGUGACAUUUCAAGCUCUGUUGGUGGAUCGGAGGGUUCAUUUGUGUCUGAGACAAGGAAAGAAGAAAAGUAUUGCUAGUGGUAAUAUUGCUUCAUGAAUACAAGGAAGUGUUCAUUUUUAAAGAGACAUCUAGAAAGUCUCUGUGUUCAUGGAUGUAAUUAGGCCGUAUGCUGUUUUGCUUUGGUUUUUUUCUUAGCUGAGUGGCCUUAUUUGACCCUUGCCAAUCAAGUUCACCACGCAAAAUACAACUCUUAUGUCUGCGAACUCUAAGAUAAAGGCUCCUGCUUGGGCCAGUUCCUUCCUUCAUGGUUGUUAAUGAACAUCCAAGCUUUUUCCUCUCUCAGGAACCUAGAUCCACACGACCCUUCAUACUGGGCUCCAAAGUGGACAACAUUUAAAGGAUUCUGCCCACUUGUAUCUGGUGAGAAAUGUGGUGACAGUGCAGGUAGUAAAAAAUGUAAUACACCUGUGCUCAGUAAUUAAUUAUUCCUGAGUAAUGAAGUGAGGUUCUGGCCUUAAUCUUUAAAACUUUAUAUGGUAAUUCUACACCAUCUUCCAACAUUGUCUUUCACCCGAUACCAUUCACAAUAACUUUGGACUGGCGAAACCUCACUGGGAUAAAAUCAUUUUGUAUUGUGUUUGUGAUUUGGGACUUACUUUACCAUUUGGUCUUCAAGGGUAUUUUAACAAGAAAGCAUAGGACAAGGUUUGACUUUUAUUUUCCUUAUAAGAUAUGUCGGUUAAAAUGUAUCUUAUUAUAAUGAUGUAGUAACUCCUUUUCAAUGGGGUUUUACUGUGCUCUUUGUUUCCAUUGCCUUUAUAAAUUAGGAUAUGGCUUUGUUUUAAUUAUAUGUUUUUAAUUACCUAGUUAUCUAGUUAUCAAAUAAAAGUGCUACUACUACUGUAAUUAGAGGUCAUCAAAUGCUUAGCAACACCCUAGUGCAGAUUAUCAUUUUGUAUUUUAAUUAAAGUGUCCGUGCUACACAGUCCCUGUAGCAUCAUUCGCUUGGUGUGUGUAAUUUCAUGAUUUGAUCCAAUAACAUAGGAAGACAGGAUGCUCUGUAUUCAGCUGAAGGGAAAAAUCCAUAUCAAAGAUGUUAUUGGUAUUUUACAUACAUUUGUGUGUGUGUGUGUGUGUGUGUGUGUGUGCGUGUGUGCGUGUGUGGUACGCAGGCCUCUCACUGUUGUGGCCUCUCCCGUCGCGGAGCACAGGCUCCGGACACACAGGCCCAGUGGCCAUGGCUCACGGGCCCAGCCGCUCCGCGGCAUGUGGGAUUUUCCCGGACCGGGGCACGAACCUGUGUCCCCUGCAUCGGCAGGCAGACUCCCAACCAGUGCGCCACCAGGGAAGCCCCUUUCAUACAUUUUUUGAAACUCAGAGACCUUCUGGACUUCCUUACCUGAUAAAUAUUUACUGAGUCAAUUUGUACCUAUACUCCUUUUAAAGAAUUUGAAGUGGAAAAUGUAAUUAGCAGCAACCACAAAAGGCUUUGCAGCAGCAAACAUACUAUUGUAAUAUAUCUUUUGGUUCAAGAUAAAGUAGGUUAUGUUUUUACUCCCACUGUUUACACAAAUGAAUUAUUGCUUUAUUUUUAAAUAUUAGAUUUGAAAAUCAGAGAAAGCUUAGAAUCUUUUCAGAGACUAGGUAAUUCAAGUU
This is a messenger RNA of Mesoplodon densirostris (Blainville's beaked whale), 2936 nucleotides long. RefSeq names its product G protein-coupled receptor 15 (gene GPR15). Gene Ontology annotation, biological process: G protein-coupled receptor signaling pathway; immune response. Gene Ontology annotation, molecular function: G protein-coupled receptor activity. Gene Ontology annotation, cellular component: membrane. The transcript is spliced from 2 exons. Lineage: Eukaryota; Metazoa; Chordata; Mammalia; Artiodactyla; Ziphiidae. Bases 196 to 1272 code for a protein of 358 amino acids. The record is from RefSeq and is a predicted model, not a curated record.